CAUUACUAUUAUCUCUUGUUCCAGGACCUAAUUCCAGCUCAAGAAACAGAAUCCUACCUUCUGAAAACUCAGAACGCCAUCACUAACCUACAAGCGAAGCUCCAGUCGUCUAGGACGAACAACUUCAGCAACAUUCCCUCACAACUGACCUCCAGUCUCAUCAGCGAGAAGACCGCCAUCACCCGCCUCCCGAUCUCACAGCUCAGCCGCUCCAACUCACUCAACUACCGACUCAGGAGGAAAGACACUUCGAAUGACAGCAGUCCGCUCAGGAGCCCAGGCCAUUACGUCAUCACAGGCUCCACUAAACUCCCCGAAAGCACAAAAAUCCUUCUGAACUCCGCCUCUAGGUCCCUAGACACAGAGAGGCGACACGAUUCCAACAUGAACAGUCCUUGUUCUGAUAGAGGGCUGUUGAGUAACAGUUCUGAUGACAAAACACUGUCGAACCGUCCUCAGUACAUCGUCGAAAGUAUCGUCUCUCCGCACAGAAAAACACACGCGCGGAACCGAUCGUUUGAUACCAGAACUAUGGAUGCCAACGACGUUAGCAACGCGAACCCCAGCGUAUGUCUCAAGACGGUUCUAAAAAACAACGCGUUAGAGUCGAAGUAUCCUCGUAUCGAACCAACACGUUGCCAAGGAGACAAGAAAAGCCACCAGAGAGUUUUCAGUGACGGACUCAAGUAUAAAGCGAAUACCAUCGGUUUCGGCUCAUCGAUUAGACGAUCGAGUUCCUUUAAUACUGUUAACAAGAACAACAAUUAUAUCGAACCGAGAAUAACAUCGAGAAGAUCCAGCGGCCAUUCUGAAGAGUACAAAGAUUAUUCGGAUGAGUCCGACAACGGAUCUUACGAUAAAUCGCAAGAUUGUAGGUACAAAAGACAGUUAAGAGGUAGAAUCGAUUCCCCAGAUUUGAAAUCGGUAGCGCCGGCGAAUUCUCCCCGAAGAUGUCCGAAUACUCCCGAAAUGCACAGGAAAUUCGGUCCGGGAUUGGUCAGGAAUUCAGUUCGCGUGACCAAUAAGGAGCGGUUAGUGAGUCCAAGGGUGUCUGAGCAGCCAAUCGUGAGAGAGGAGAGAUCUAAACCGGCCAAUCACCAGAGCCGAAGGUCAGCGGAGCCGCGGCCGACGACGUUGACAAGACUGACAAAAUCUAGGUCUUCUACGCGGGAAGUGUCCCAGCCUAAGAAUCUAGACAAAGGACAAAAGAAGCCAAGUCAACACCGCUCCUCAUCCGCCCUGGCCACCAAAGAGGUGGAAUUCUCGAAUUGGAAGAAGAGGUCCUCAUACGACCCCAUGAAGGCUGCGCAAGAGGGAAAGCGGAGACAACAGAUGGCUAAACGUCAGGAUUGUAACAAAGAUGAUCUUAGCUCACCAAGCCACUCAUCCCCCGUCCACCGUUCCCAAUCGUUCCACACGACCAAUAUGGCGGACCUGACCCUGGACUACUCCUCAGAGGAGACGGAAGACGAUCAGCUGCUCAUCACGCUCCCCGUCGACCCCAUGGUCACAUCCACACACUCAGACAUCCUGGACUUAAGGAAAGAUUACAGUAAUUUGAGGAAGCAAGCCAUGACUAACGAUGUGGUGCUAUCGAGGGAUUAUGUUACUAAUUUCCAGGUUAACCAACUAAGUCACGCCGAUAAAAAGCGUCGCGAUUCAGAGAAAAGGAAAACCUUCAUCAUAGACGAUAUAACCCCAACCAAAGAGAACAUAGACUUCUUGACAAAGACAAGAGAGGAGGUCACAGACAAGCGUAAAACUUUUAUUCUGGAUAGCGACACAAAUUCGACGACCAAUGGGAGUAGUCCGAGGAAUUCUUCCAUAUUUAGUCAUGAGAAGAACUCGUUGACGACAGGGACGAGUGAUACGGAGGCAGAGAGCGGGACGGAGAGCGCGCCCGUAGUGAUGCGACACGCGGGGGGCAAGCGGGGGCAGCCAGUGCAGGCCAAGCAGAGGUACAGCGGUGACUACUCAAUGUCAUCGUCGACCACCUCUAUAAGCCAGCGCAAGCCGGCGGUCCAGCCGCGGUACCUCGACAUCUCCAAGUACAAGAGCGAGCAGUCCCCGAAGAACUUCCUCCGCCGGGACCCAAGCAAGACCUAUGUCGGGGUGCUGAACAACGACAAGGCUGUCAGCAAGGGAAGUGCACAGCAUUAUGAAAUGG
Molecule: messenger RNA, 2167 nt
Organism: Trichoplusia ni (cabbage looper)
Lineage: Eukaryota; Metazoa; Arthropoda; Insecta; Lepidoptera; Noctuidae
Source: RefSeq, a predicted model, not a curated record